AUUUAAUUAAACUUACUAUAAAUACGUUAGGGUUUCCUGCUUUCUCUCUUCUCUCCGCUUGAACCCUGGAAAGAAGCCCUAGUUCCCGCCCCUACUCGUCGGACUUCUCGAAGUCGCCUCUGCAAUUGCCUAACAAUGGUUCGCGUGAGUGUUCUGAAUGAUGCUCUUAAAAGCAUGUAUAAUGCUGAGAAACGUGGGAAGCGCCAGGUCAUGAUAAGGCCAUCUUCUAAAGUUAUCAUCAAGUUUCUUAAUGUCAUGCAAAAGCAUGGAUACAUUGGUGAGUUUGAGUACGUUGACGAUCAUAGGUCAGGGAAAAUUGUUGUUGAACUGAAUGGGAGACUCAACAAAUGUGGUGUCAUCAGUCCUCGUUUUGAUAUUGGUGUCAAGGAGAUUGAAGGUUGGACUGCACGGUUGCUUCCCUCGAGACAGUUUGGUUUCAUUGUGUUGACAACUUCUGCGGGAAUCAUGGACCACGAAGAGGCCCGAAGAAAGAACGUUGGUGGUAAAGUGCUUGGUUUCUUCUACUAAGCAAUAUUGUGAGAUUGAUUUUUCUUUUUUUUUUUCGGUAUUUUCAGCACUUUUUGAACUUUAGUGGGAAGCAGUAGUGAGUCCUGUUUUGUUUUAUUUGUGCCGUUUUGGUUGGGAGGAUACAGGAUACCACCUGCAUUCUUUUUGAAGACCUUGAUAUUGUUUAAUGAGCCUUUUCUUUUAAUCUUCUGGGUUGUUUUUGGUUUGCCCCUUAAACUGAAAUUGUUGUAGUAGUUGUCUAGCUCCGGAAUUGAUUGCAGUUUUCCUGGACCGCAAUGAUCUUCUUCAACCCAUGAAUUUGUAUGUUGUACAACUUGUUUA
This is a messenger RNA of Cucurbita pepo subsp. pepo (vegetable marrow), 849 nucleotides long. RefSeq names its product 40S ribosomal protein S15a. The record is from RefSeq and is a predicted model, not a curated record. NCBI's taxonomy places the organism in Eukaryota, Viridiplantae, Streptophyta, Magnoliopsida, Cucurbitales, Cucurbitaceae. Gene Ontology annotation, molecular function: structural constituent of ribosome. Gene Ontology annotation, biological process: translation. Gene Ontology annotation, cellular component: ribosome.